CAGGACUCGGGUGCAGUCUCCCAGUGCUGAGGAGCACACACACACAAAAAGAACUGUUACUGUACACUUUUGUCAUCUCGGGAAGUGGGGGGCUCAUUCGCUUUACAAGUCAUCCGCCAUCUUGACGCCACUUCGAUCACCCCUGCGCAGCAGCCCAUGUGGGAGUUUGGCCUAGUUUGGCCCUGACUCUGAUUCUUGACCGCAAGAGGGGCUUUCGUGACCGCCACGGAAGAGGGUACAAAAUGACGCACUUGUCCGUCAACGAUCACUUGGAGGGGAUCCUCUCCGACUUUGAAGCCUUGAAAAGGUCUUUCGACAUGGAGGACAUCGACGACACUCCCGUGUUUUCACCAACGUCUACACAUAGCUCCGCCUUCAGUCCAAAUCCAAAUAAUGUAACCCGAGCCAGCAACGGGGACAGCCAACUAUCUGCUGGAUCCCACCAGCCACUCUAUCAGUCCCGCAUCCGCAUCAGCUCAGGCUGUAGCCCGUCCCAGAGUCCGGUCCUCAAGAGCAGGAUCACCAGCAGCUUGUCCUUCAACCGUGGUACGAUGCAAAUGGACAAGACCAAUGGAUCGGCGGGGCAAGGCCUCACUCGCGUUUCUUCGUUCCAGACUCGGCUCCAUCCCAGCGGCUUUUCAUCUUCUGGACAUGGAAGCGAUAGCGAAAGUCUCCACAGUUCCACUUCUAGCUUGGAGUGCCCGCCACCUACCAAACCCUUCCAGCCAAUCCGUCCAACGCAGAAUUCGGUGGGCCAGCAUGGGUCUGGCAUCACCAUUUCUAAUGUGACCAGUCCAGUCCUGAAGAAGUUUUCAUCACAUGGAAAUGUGUUUCACUCAGAAAUCGAGCGGCCAGGGGUCCGUCUGGUGCCCGUGACUACUAAAAACCACGGUUCUUUGCCAUCUCUUGACCUUCACAUUGCCGAAGACAAUGUUCCUGACCUGGUUCCUUCUCCAGAUGCUGGCUAUCCACCAUCAGAAGGAUGGAGCUCUCCCACUCCAGAUUACAAGCGACCUUCUUCAAGGAAUGCCAAAUCCAUAAGCAGGGAACCUUCAUUCUCCUCAUCUUCAUCUUCUUCUUCACCUCCCACUGAUUGUGCACCCAUCAACUGUGACAUGGCUCCUUCCCCCUCUCCACCGCCCAUCUUUGGUCCUCUUCAACAAACUAUUCUUCAGAAGUUCCCAUUGUCUCUUCAGAGCCCUUUUGGAAAACCUAAUGGUUCCAUCCCAGAGCAGUUCAAUAGGCCAUUGCCUCGGACACAGCUUAGAGUUAACCUCAACUCCACACCUGGCGUAUCUCCUCAAGGAAGCAAGGAGAAGACAGAUGUCACCUUAAAAAGUCAACCACAGAUCGCAUCUAUCGGGAGGUCAAACUCCCUUAACUAUAAUGCUCCACCCAUUUCAGGUUCUCGUCUGCCACCUUCCAUCCACCAGGAUUCUCUUCAAGAGUCAAACUUUAACCAUAACAUGAAGCCAUCCGAAUUUCAUUCCUCAAGUGAACGACUCCGCUCCCUGAUGCAGAGAGCAAAUUCUUUCACCAAAGCUGACAAUGUUCAGAAUCAGUACGUCAGAGAUGUUUCGGCCAACGAGAAGUCAACUGGGCACUUGGCUGACCCUCUCAAAACUGUUAAAGAACCCUCUUUCUAUCAAAAAUCCUCUUUGUCUACCCGAAUACAAGGGAAUGGACAUUCGGCAUCUAUGGCCUACCUUCAAGGUAACCAACAAAGCCAGAGGUUCCCAGACGCUGUCUUGGAUUCCAGAAAUGGUGUUCCGUCUAUAAAGAACUGCCUUCAGAGUGAGCCCCAAAAUAUGGAACCACUUACUGUAACUCCUUUCAAACAAUCCGAAGGCCCGCUGAGAUUGUCUGAAGACUUUGAGGAGGAAAAUUUUAAGGUCACAGAUUCAGGUUUGGAAGGUCAGGUCAGUCUUUGUGUGCGGGUGGUGUACGUCCAGGUCAGUCUUUAUGUGCGGGUUAUGUACGUCCAGGUCAGUCUUUAUGUGCGGGUGGUGUGCGUCCAGGUCAGUCUUUGUGUGCGGGUGGUGUACGUCCAGGUCAGUCUUUGUGUGCGGGUGGUGUACGUCCAGGUCAGUCUUUGUGUGCGGGUGGUGUGCGUCCAGGUCAGUCUUUGUGUGCGGGUGGUGUACGUCCAGGUCAGUCUUUGUGUGCGGGUGGUGUACGUCCAGAUAUCAUUGGACGUGUAUGAGGAGAAGUGUCUGCACUUCCUGUUUCUUAUCUUCAUCCUCUUCUUCUCGGAUUCGUCUCUGUUCAGUAAAGAUUUAGGGAACUUCCAGACGUACAUUUUGCAUUUAUAUCAGAGAAUUAGUUUUUUCUGCUGGUUCCAGUUCCCGGUCAUGCUGGUUUGCAGCGUCAGCUGUUUGCUGAUUCGUCCUUUGGCCGGGAACAAGUGA
Molecule: messenger RNA, 2408 nt
Organism: Nanorana parkeri
Lineage: Eukaryota; Metazoa; Chordata; Amphibia; Anura; Dicroglossidae
Exons: 4
Coding region: 243-2408 (721 amino acids)
Source: RefSeq, a predicted model, not a curated record